AUGGAUAAAGAUUGGAUGUCCAAAAAUAGAUUAUCGGACGAGUACGAAAUUGGAGUGGAGUCUUUCUUGCAGUUUGCCGUUAAAAAUGGAAAAGAUCCCAAUGCUAUGCCUUGUCCUUGUGUAAAGUGUGGCAAUCUACGUGAUAAGGAUGUGAAAACCAUAAGAGCUCAUCUCACGUAUAAUGGAAUGGAUUUAACAUACGUUAGUUGGAUCUUCCAUGGGGAGAGAACUAGGCCUAACACAAGCAAUAAAGAAGAAGAGAGCACUGCGGGUCAUGAUUUUUGUUCGGAUGAGCCAAUAGACAUGGUGCAUGAUGCAUAUGUUGACAAUCCAACUCAUUUCCAUAGACUGCUCGAGGAAGCUGAGAUGCCCUUAUAUCUUGGAUGUGAUCAAUUCACGAAGUUGUCUGCAACUGUUAAAUUAUACAAUUUGAAGGCAAAAUAUGGUUGGAGCGAUACUUCUUUUACAGAUCUACUUGUGUUGAUAAGAGAAAUGCUUCCGAAGGAUAAUGUAUUGCCUGCAUCUUUAUAUGAGGCAAAAAAGAGCUUAUCUACGUUGGGGAUGAAGUAUGAAAAGAUUCAUGCUUGCCCUGAGGAUUGUAUUUUGUAUCGACAUCAGCAUGCGAAUUUGGUGAAUUGUCCUACAUGUGGAAAGUCAAGGUGGAAGGUGCUUAAGAAUGACAAGAUUAAUGAAGGGGUUCCAGCAAAAGUGUUAUGGUACUUUCCACCAAUACCGAGAUUCCAACGAAUGUUUGGAAAUAAAGAGAUGUCUAAGAAUUUAAGAUGGCAUGCAGAUAAGCGAAUUUGUGAUGGCCAUCUACGUCAUCCUGCAGAUUCACCUGCUUGGAAACUUGUGGAUGAACAAUGGCCAAAUUUUGGCAACGAACCAAGAAAUCUUAGAUUGGCACUUUCAGCAGAUGGUAUCAAUCCUCAUAGUGUCAUGUCAUCUAAGUAUAGUUGUUGGCCAAUUAUUCUUAUAACUUAUAACCUUCCUCCAUGGUUAUGUAUGAAAAGAAAACAUAUGAUGCUUACUUUGUUGGUUUUCGGUCCACACCAACCAGGAAAUGAUAUUGAUGUAUACUUGGCACCAUUGAUUGAUGAUUUGAAACAAUUGUGGGAAACAGGUGCUGAGAUAUAUGAUGCAUAUCACAAUGAAAAUUUCAUGCUCAAAGCUGUUCUACUUUGGACAAUCAAUGAUUUCCCUGCAUAUGGCAAUUUAUCAGGGAGCAGAGUAAAAGGGUAUUUUGCAUGUCCUGUUUGUGUUGACCAAACUUAUGCCAAACAUUUAAAGCACAGUAGAAAAAUGUCAUAUACUGGGCAUCGAAGAUUCUUACCAGAUUAUCAUCCUUAUCGAAGACAGAAGAAAGCAUUUAAUGGAAAGAACGAGUUAAAGCCUACUCCCAAUAUAUUGAGUGGCACUGAAGUCUUUGAAAGGGUGGAGGAUCUAAACACCGUGUGGGGUAAAAAGAGUAAGAAAUCUCAAUCAAAAGGAGGUGAUGACAAUAAUGCUUGGAAGAAGAAAUCAAUAUUUUUUGAGUUGGAGUACUGGAAGCAUUUGCACAUUCGACAUUGUCUUGAUGAAAAACUAAGGAUGGAGUGA
Molecule: messenger RNA, 1599 nt
Organism: Salvia miltiorrhiza (redroot sage)
Lineage: Eukaryota; Viridiplantae; Streptophyta; Magnoliopsida; Lamiales; Lamiaceae
Exons: 2
Coding region: 1-1599 (532 amino acids)
Source: RefSeq, a predicted model, not a curated record